Molecule: messenger RNA, 3700 nt
Organism: Colletotrichum destructivum
Lineage: Eukaryota; Fungi; Ascomycota; Sordariomycetes; Glomerellales; Glomerellaceae
Product: Putative PB1 domain, tetratricopeptide-like helical domain superfamily
Exons: 6
Coding region: 1294-2862 (522 amino acids)
Molecular function (GO): protein binding
Source: RefSeq, a predicted model, not a curated record
CCCAUUCUUUCCCUCAAGCCCAGCUGCAAGCCUGGUCAUUUCAUCACUUUUUCUUGUCCAGUUCACAUCACACUUGCUGCCCGCGCCCGUUCCCGAGUUGGAAAUUCACAGAGCGAUAGAGUUGAUGACCCCGAGCCUGUCUUUUUCUGAUCCAUAGUCGAACGACCGUCCGAGGUUUCGACUCCAAUCAACGCACGAUUUCAAUCCGAGAAAAGAAGCUACGCCGAACGACGCAGAGUCGCGCAGUCUUGGUAUCUGCUCAUCUCUCACCAUCACACAUAGUCUUAUUCUCUUUUGUCACAGGCGGACAGACAGUCACGGGCUCGGCUUCCUCGUCUCGGACCACUCGAAUCAGGAAGACCCAGACGUGGAUAAUACAAGACGGCCUGGCUUCGGAAUCCCCUUUUGGCGCGUUGUCCGACUUGGAGACUAUACUUACAUAUUGCUACCGCCUGGUCCAUCCUCCACCACCACCACCCACCUCGUUCUCCCCCACUGGACAAGACGCACCCAGAAAAGGACCGUCCCAUCCUCCCCCGACAACUUAAUCCCGUUUCUCGACGCACAACGCACACAAAUCCGAAACACCGUCCUACUUUUGGCAUCUACUUCUGCUGGACAGGAACGAAAGAGAAAGAAGGAAAAAGGCAACCUUAAAAGAGGAGUAAUAUCCUCUGACCGACUAUCCUCCGGCUGGAUCAACAACCCCUUCCUAGCUGAAGGCUUCUUCCCUCCCCGCCAUCGCAUCGGCUUUUUUUUUUUUUUUUUUUGAAGCUUUCGGCUACCGCCAGACGGGGUCAGGUAUCGAUCCCUGGUGUCUCCGUCACGCGCCAAGAUCUCCAGCUUGUCGCUCAGGUCCGAAGUGCAUCCAUUUUGCAGGCUGUGGUUCAUUAGAAGCGGGGGCAAGGACUCCAACCGUCAUUUCAGUGGCGCCGAGCACCGCACGGCCGACAGACCGCCAGCCAUCUCCCUAAAUAAGCCCUGGGGGACCCUCCCUGGCCGCCCGGAGUACACUUUGUCGUUGCUGUUCUGGUCUGCAUUGCUUUUGGCUUUCUUGCAGUCGCCGUCGUCGCAGUCCUCAGCGCACCGCAACGCACCGCACCGCACCACACCGCAGUUCCCCACGACUCUUCCUCUCCAUCCCUCUCUCGCUCUCUCUUUCUCUCCCUCGGCUCCGACGAACCCAGCUGCCGCUCCUUCGAUCGCAGCAGCGACCAGUCUGCUUGCGCAAUUCCUUCACGAACCCGAUUUUUUGGCCGUCUUUUAUAUCGAUAAGUCUGAUCUGGUGGCACGAUGUCAUUGAAGCAGGAAAUAGAAACGUGGGUGUCGGCUCUGGGCCGAUACGACAACAACGAGUUCGAUGAGGCCCUCAAAGACUUUGAAAGAAUCUCUGACACAUCGAAAAUUCUCUUCAACAUGGGUGUUAUCCACGCCACGUUAGGAGAGCACGAGAAAGCUGUUGAAUGUUACCAACGAGCCAUCAAGCUCGACCAGUACCUGGCUGUCGCCUACUUCCAGCAAGGCGUCUCAAAUUUUCUGCUUGGCGACUUUGAAGAGGCGUUGGCUAACUUCAACGAUACUCUCCUUUACUUACGAGGAAACACAAUGAUCGACUACGCUCAAUUGGGGCUGCUCUUCAAGCUCUACUCGUGCGAAGUUCUUUUCAACAGAGGUCUCUGCUACAUCUACCUGCAACAAAAGGAUGCCGGCUUGCAGGAUCUGUCGUACGCGGUCAAGGAGAAGGUGGUGGAAGACCACAACGUCAUUGACGAGGCAAUUCGGGAAGAAGCAGAGGGAUACACCGUCUUCUCCAUUCCCGUCGGCGUCGUUUACCGGCCGAAUGAGGCAAAGGUUCGAAACCUCAAGACGAAAGACUAUCUCGGAAAGGCCCGGCUGGUAGCCGCCUCCGAUCGCGCGAAUGCAUUCACAGGCUUUGCCGGGUCCGAGAUCAAGAAUGCUGGCAAGAACGACGUCAAGGAUGACAGGCCGGCUGACAACAUCUCCUUCGCCGCCACCAACCUGGUCAAGCCUGGUCUGGCAUCAAGAAGACAACAGUCCGAGCCGCCCAACGGCCGCGGUGUCUUCCCUCCGACACCUCCGCCUGACCAGCUGGAAGCUAACAACGGCGGCACCUUAUCACGCGGGCAAUCUGUUCGCAAUGGGCCCAAGCCGAUGCUUGCGAAGCUGAAUAUCGAAAACUCUAGACCCAACGAGCGAUACCAGAAGACGAGCAGCCCGAACGAUAGGAGAGGGCCGCCGCCCGUUAUGAGGUCUGAGUCACGGUCUGCCACUCCCAGCAGAGGAUACUCCAGGCGCGACCUUCAAAUGCGUGGCCGCCCGGUUGAUGAGGAGGCGGAAGAUGCCUACCCCGAUGAGCUGUACGACAUGUACCAGGGUAGCAACGGCAACAGCACGAGAACCAGCCGACAAACCUCCCGCCGUGUGCCGCAACGGUACAUGGACGAAGAGGACGACGGUUCCGACUACGGCUCCUUCGAUGAGGGCGACUUCGAGAUGGUCUCCAACAGACGCCCCGGCACAGGCUCUAUAUCUUCUCGUGGCGGUUCGAGGAGACCCGAAGUCCGCAAGAUUCGCGUCAAGGUUCACGCCGAGGAUGUUCGAUACAUCAUGGUUGGCGCGGCAGUCGAGUUCCCCGACUUUGCCGACCGGAUCCGCGAGAAAUUCGGCCUUCGCCGGCGUUUCAAAAUCAAGAUCCGCGAUGAAGACGUGCCGAAUGGUGAUAUGAUUACCAUGGGCGACCAAGACGAUCUGGACAUGGCCAUCAUGAGCGUGAAGAGUCAAGCAAGAAAGGCAAGGCAGGACAUCGGCAAGAUGGAGAUCUGGGUUCAAGAGAUUAUGUAGACGAUUAUACCCCCAACCAAGCCUUUGACGACGUAAUGACCAACAACCUGCUCGCCCUGAGCUCUGCGACUUUCUCCUUCAUCUAGUACACUUUUAUUUUCGCCACUACUUGCUGCAUUUUCAGGAUAUGGAUUGGUUGUAGACAAGGGCGUACAAAACCGGGAAGCGGAUUAAGGGAAAACAAGAGGAGGGAUGGACAACAGCUCAAGAAAGAGAGAGCCAAGCAGAGCUGGCUCGAUGGCACACAUCCCACCCUCGACUGCCGCGAACGACCAUGACCCAUAGCGUUGCAUUGUUUAGAAUACGGGACACAAGAUCGGAGGGGUGAAUGGUUUUGGCGACUACGUUUACUGUAUUCCCUUCCACUUUUACUAUCAAUCUCCCUCCUUGAUCCGAUAUAAUCUCUACCCAUAUCUGUCUUGCCUUUCUUUUGUUCCCAAAUCUGUCAUUCAGGAGCGCGUUCUUUGCGAAGCCCGAAACUACAGCCUUAAUGUACCAUUUCAUCUAAUAUCGACCAUUUCCCCUCCCGCGUGUAUUCGUGUAUGUAUGGACGGACAUGGAGCUUCUGCGAAGCCGUGGGAAACGACGCCUGGUAAAGGGCGGGGUUAAUGAGCACUUUGGGAGUAAUCCGUGGGCCGUGUGAGGUAGAUGGAUAUCAUGAGGCCAGAUUGAAGCAAGGCUGGGAAUCUUAUCCGAACUGGGGGUUUUGUGUCCGUACUUGACUGUGACGCUGCUAUGUCUGACCAUGUGAAACUGCAAUUUGUGACCCAGUGGUAUAUAGGUAUGUGGGAGCAUGGCAUAUUUGAAUGAGCCCAGUGACGAUUCGUGUUUCCUUCCC